CACUUUGUACUUUCAGUCAUACUUUAUUUGGAAAAAAAAAAGAGCUAAAGCCCCGAUCUUUCACCUCAAUAAUUUUCCUCUCAGCUGUCUUCCCCAUUCUUCUCUGUUUCUUUUACUUGCAUUCUGAAACCCUAGCAAAACACACCAAAAAAUGCUUCCUUUAUCUCUACUAAAGACUGCUCAAGGCCAUCCUAUGUUGGUAGAACUGAAAAAUGGGGAGACAUACAAUGGACAUUUGGUUAACUGCGAUACGUGGAUGAAUAUCCAUCUUCGUGAAGUUAUCUGUACUUCAAAGGAUGGAGAUAGGUUUUGGCGAAUGCCUGAAUGUUACAUACGUGGUAAUACGAUUAAGUAUCUUAGAGUUCCUGAUGAGGUUAUUGAUAAGGUUCAGGAUGAGAAGAGUCGUGCCGAUAGGAAACCGCCUGUUUUGGGACGUGGCAGGGGAAGAGGUGAUGGUAGUGGGCGACCUGGGAGAGGUAUAGGCUAUGAUGAUGGAAAUGGUAGAGGAGGGCGUGGCAGGGGUGGGCCCGGUGGCAAGACUGGAGGGACCAGAGGUGGACGUGGACCACGAUAAGGGGGGAGUAGAUGCGCAAACACCUAUAGGCUGCUCCUUUUGCUACUUCUAGAAAGGCUUGUAGCUGACCUGCUAUGGUAUGCAGAUGGUAUCAAAAAGUAGUUUUAUUAACUUUUUUUCUUUGUUUGUUGUCGUCCUGCUUCUGCCUUAAUGCACAUAGCAGCUUGAUUUAUUGAUGUUCCUUUUUUUUGGAUGGAAAAGGCUGCUUAGUUAUUCAAGACAGAUAAUUAAAACUUCCAAUCAAGUGUUUUCUUAUAUUUGAAAAAGAUCGUUUUUACUGUA
This is a messenger RNA of Erigeron canadensis, 856 nucleotides long. Its product is annotated as sm-like protein LSM4. Bases 152 to 574 code for a protein of 140 amino acids. Lineage: Eukaryota; Viridiplantae; Streptophyta; Magnoliopsida; Asterales; Asteraceae. Gene Ontology annotation, molecular function: U6 snRNA binding. Gene Ontology annotation, cellular component: P-body; U6 snRNP; spliceosomal tri-snRNP complex. Gene Ontology annotation, biological process: spliceosomal snRNP assembly; P-body assembly; nuclear-transcribed mRNA catabolic process. The transcript is spliced from 8 exons. The record is from RefSeq and is a predicted model, not a curated record.